ACUGGUUAUCAUUUUCAGUUUACAUAAUGGCAGGAAUCAAGAAUAAGAAAGGACGCAACACAGAUCGCUUUAAUGGAUCGAAAAUCAAGAAAGAUCCGGGUGUAUUUAAAUUCAAUAAGAAAAGCAAAGAAGAAGUUACUCGUAAGAAGCUUGCUAGCAAUAAAGAACGUCAGGACCAAGCACGACAAAACAUACAAAAUAAGAAUCGCAGUCUUAACCUUAUCGAACUUGUACAGAAUGCAGAAAAGCGAUCUCAGGAAUUCGAUAUCGAACAUAUACAAAAUGUGGGUGAUGCUGAUCGAACGAUCAGUGAUGCAGCAGCAACUGGUCAAAAGGACAACUCCAAAAAAGCCUACUAUCGAGAAUUUCGAAAAGUACUUGAAAGCGCUGAUGUGAUUCUUGAAGUUUUAGAUGCUCGUGACCCCAUAGGGACUCGUACAAAAUCAGUGGAGCGCAUGGUGUUAGAUAGUGGUUUGAACAAAAGGAUUAUUCUGGUUUUGAACAAGAUCGACUUAGUGCCCAAAGACAAUGUGGAAGCCUGGUUAAAGUAUUUACGAAAUGAAUAUCCAGCCAUUGCUUUUAAAGCCUCGACACAAAUGCAACGUUCACAUUUAAGUCAAUCCAAUGUUUCCACGGAUGCAGCGACAGCGAAAAUGCUGAAUUCUUCCGAAUGUUUGGGUGCUGAUAACCUGAUCCGAUUAUUGAAAAAUUACUGCCGUAACGUUAACAUCAAGACUUCAAUCACAGUCGGGAUUGUUGGAUACCCAAACGUCGGUAAAUCGUCUGUUAUCAACUCUUUGAAAAGAUCCAGGGUUUGCGGUGUAGGUUCAACACCGGGCUUCACAAAAGUGGCACAGCAGAUUACUUUGGAUAAAAACAUUAAAUUAUUAGACUGUCCUGGUAUUGUAUUUGCAGAACAAGGACAAGAUGGGCAAACAGCAGCCGAAAUCACUUUGAGAAAUUGUGUUAAAGUUGAGUUAUUAGAUGACCCAAUAACACCAGUCGAAGUAAUUUUGUCAAGAGUGCCUACAGAACAAUUAAUGGCAAUGUAUAAUGUGCCUUGGUUCAACAAUGCACAUGAAUUCUUAGUAUUAUUAGCGCAACAAAGAGGAAAGUUAAAAAAGGGCGGGGUGUCUGAUACCCAUCAAGUCGCUCGGCUUGUGUUGAAUGAUUGGAAUGGAGGCAAAAUUCAUUACUUUACUACUCCUCCUUCUAAAACAGAAAGUCAUCUGGAUGCAGCUAUCGUUCAAUCUUGGGGCGAAGAAUUCAACAUUGAUCUUAAAGAAGCAGACACUAUAUUAACAGAGCUAAAACCAGAGAUGCACAACGGUCAUAGUGAGGCUAUGACGGACAUGGAAAUGGAACUUUGGGACAAGGAAUUUUAAAAUUUUUUAUUUGUUGAUGUAUAACAUUAGAUUUUUGAUUAAACUAUCACUUUGAAGAAUACCCUAUUAAAAUGGUCAUGAUGAAAAAAGACAUUAGUUUUACUCAUGCUGCAGGUGCGAGUAUCGUUUAGAAUAUAAUGUUUGUUUAAAUAUUGCUUUUGAGUAAACGUUAUCACUGCCUAUAUUUAUCAUCUAAUGACUUUUGCGUUAUAAUGGCUCCAAAAAGCGUCGGAACUGACUCAGCGAUAAUUGAACUCGGUUAAAUCGCUGAUUUUGCUUGAGUGCAUUUACUUGUUGCGACAAGCCUCUUGUUAAGCUUUUUUUGAAGCCUCCAUCUCGAACAUUCUCGGGGCUAACAUUGAAUUUGACAAUAUCAAUCGCAAAAGCUAAUGGAAAGAAAGCAUAA
Molecule: messenger RNA, 1791 nt
Organism: Mycotypha africana
Lineage: Eukaryota; Fungi; Mucoromycota; Mucoromycetes; Mucorales; Mycotyphaceae
Product: P-loop containing nucleoside triphosphate hydrolase protein
Exons: 6
Coding region: 27-1385 (452 amino acids)
Cellular component (GO): nucleolus
Molecular function (GO): GTP binding
Source: RefSeq, a predicted model, not a curated record